Suillus clintonianus is the source of this 438-nucleotide messenger RNA. RefSeq lists its product as uncharacterized. The transcript has 3 exons. NCBI's taxonomy places the organism in Eukaryota, Fungi, Basidiomycota, Agaricomycetes, Boletales, Suillaceae. The record is from RefSeq and is a predicted model, not a curated record. Bases 1 to 438 code for a protein of 145 amino acids.
AUGUUUCAAGAACAUUUCAACACACGCAAUAACUCCCUAUCACUCCAGGGCCUCAAGUGCUCAUUCAUAUCUGAGAAUCACGCAGCUCAGAAUUCGCGUGCUGAGCUGUACGAUAUUCUCGAAGCUCUGGAUUCAUUGGACUCGCAGACCGUCAAUGAUCCCAACGACUCCGAAGCGCAUGUCAUAAUGGAUUUAGCAAGGGCGAAGCGUGAAGUCUUCAGAGCAGAGCAGCUUCUUGCAGAUUGUGUCGUGCGGGAGCAUGAGGUUAUGGCUAGUUUGUUCAAAAUCAGAGCUGCCACAUCGGAAAAGAGACUCGGGCUGGAUGCUGCUGGCGAUGAGCUUCGAGUUGAUUGCGUGAUUGUAGCAUCACCGAGCCAAGUCAACGGGUCGAAUGUCCGAGUCUAUCGCACGCGCAACGUCACUAUCCAACUCGACUAA